Molecule: messenger RNA, 4223 nt
Organism: Helianthus annuus (common sunflower)
Lineage: Eukaryota; Viridiplantae; Streptophyta; Magnoliopsida; Asterales; Asteraceae
Product: ABC transporter B family member 19
Exons: 8
Coding region: 241-4002 (1253 amino acids)
Biological process (GO): transmembrane transport
Cellular component (GO): membrane
Molecular function (GO): ATP hydrolysis activity; ATP binding; ABC-type transporter activity
Source: RefSeq, a predicted model, not a curated record
UUUAUAAAUCCCAAGUCCCAACUUCACAUUCUCUCCCACACCUCCAACCUCUCUCUCUCUCUCUCUCGUUUGACCACAAGUCCAGUCAUUCUUAACUCACACAAUAUUUCUCACCCAAACACAAGCUCCACCACUCUUAUAUCUUCAUUCAUGACCAUCAACCUGCAUACUCUUCUCCUAAACUACAACCCAUAAAAACUUUCACACAAUCUUCUCCAACAACCAAAACUCAUUUCCAAAAUGACAGACACAACAGAAACAACAAGUACCAAGCCAAUGCCGGCACCCGCAGAGAAGAAAAAGGAGCAAACUCUACCAUUCUACCAACUCUUCUCCUUCGCCGACAAAUUCGAUUACAUUCUCAUGCUUCUCGGUAGCAUCGGCGCCAUUGUUCACGGCUCUUCCAUGCCAUUCUUCUUCCUCUUGUUCGGUCAGAUGGUUAAUGGCUUCGGAAAGAACCAAUCCGAUUUCAACACCAUGGUUCAUGAAGUCUCCAAGUAUGCUUUGUAUUUCGUCUAUCUUGGAUUGGUGGUGUGUGUCUCGUCGUACGCUGAGAUCGGAUGUUGGAUGUAUACGGGAGAGAGACAAGUGAGCGCGUUGAGGAAGAGGUACUUAGAAGCAGUUUUGAAACAAGACGUCGGGUUUUAUGAUACGGAUGCGAGAACAGGAGAUAUCGUUUUUAGUAUCUCGACGGACACACUCCUUGUUCAAGACGCCAUCAGUGAAAAGGUGGGAAACUUCAUCCAUUACCUAUCCACAUUUUUGGCUGGAUUGGUGGUUGGUUUUGUGUCAGCAUGGAAGCUAGCACUUCUAAGUGUUGCGGUUAUACCGGGAAUUGCAUUCGCAGGCGGCUUAUAUGCCUACACUCUCACAGGUCUCACUUCAAAGAGCCGCGAAUCCUACGCCAAUGCGGGCAUCAUUGCCGAACAGGCUAUUGCGCAAGUACGAACGGUGUACUCAUACGUGGGCGAGACAAAGGCACUAGACUCGUAUUCAGAUGCGAUACAGCACACGCUUAAGCUCGGGUACAAAGCGGGGAUGGCUAAGGGUUUGGGACUGGGAUGUACAUAUGGUAUUGCAUGCAUGUCAUGGGCACUUGUGUUUUGGUAUGCUGGUGUGUUUAUCAGGAAUGGUCAAACAGAUGGUGGCAAAGCAUUUACAGCCAUUUUCUCUGCCAUUGUUGGUGGCAUGAGUUUGGGUCAGUCAUUUUCAAAUCUUGGAGCUUUCAGCAAAGGCAAAGCUGCAGGAUACAAACUGUUGGAAAUUAUUAAGCAAAAACCAACAAUAGUUCAAGAUUCUACAGAUGGCAAGUGUUUGACUGAGGUCAACGGCAAUAUCGAGUUCAAGGAUGUAUCUUUCAGUUACCCUUCAAGGCCAGAUGUCUUUAUCUUCAGAAAUUUCUCCAUUUUCUUCCCUGCUGGAAAAACAGUUGCUGUUGUUGGCGGUAGCGGGUCCGGUAAAAGCACCGUUGUUGCGCUGAUAGAAAGGUUUUACGACCCGAAUCAAGGGCAAAUAUUGCUAGACAAUGUGGACAUAAAGACGCUGCAAUUAAAAUGGUUACGCGAUCAGAUCGGUUUAGUGAACCAAGAGCCUGCACUCUUCGCCACCACGAUUCUUGAAAACAUACUUUACGGAAAACCGGAUGCAACGACAGCUGAAAUCGAAGCUGCAGCCUCGGCUGCCAAUGCUCACAGCUUCAUUACCUUGCUUCCUAAUGGCUACAACACGCAAGUGGGUGAGCGCGGUGUUCAGCUAUCCGGUGGUCAAAAACAACGAAUCGCAAUUGCUAGAGCGAUGUUAAAAGAUCCGAAAAUCCUCUUGCUUGAUGAGGCUACAAGCGCGCUUGAUUCCGGGUCUGAAAGCAUUGUUCAGGAAGCGCUUGACCGGUUAAUGGUUGGAAGGACAACCGUUGUGGUUGCGCAUCGGUUAUCCACUAUACGAAAUGUUGAUUCGAUAGCGGUUAUUCAACAAGGACAGAUUGUCGAAACAGGAACACAUGAAGAACUGAUUUCAAAACCGGGUGCGUACGCUUCGUUAAUCAGGUUCCAAGAAAUGGUGGGAAACCGAGACUUUUCGAACCCGUCGACUCAUCGUACGCGUUCGUCACGAUUGAGUAAUUCGUUGUCGACAAAAUCGCUUAGCCUCAGGUCUGGAAGCUUGAGGAAUUUAAGUUAUCAGUAUAGCACUGGUGCGGAUGGGCGUAUUGAAAUGAUAUCGAAUGCUGAAACCGAUAGAAAGAAUCCAGCUCCGAGUGGUUAUUUCUUUCGUCUUUUGAAAAUGAAUGCACCCGAAUGGCCUUAUUCGUUAAUGGGUGCGGUUGGUUCGAUUCUGUCUGGAUUCAUUGGUCCAACUUUUGCCAUUGUGAUGAGCAAUAUGAUUGAGGUUUUUUACUUUGAUAACCCGGCUCGAAUGGAGCGAAAGACCAAAGAGUAUGUUUUCAUUUACGUUGGAGCGGGUUUAUAUGCGGUUGUCGCAUAUUUAAUCCAGCAUUACUUCUUUAGUAUCAUGGGAGAGAACCUCACUACAAGAGUAAGAAGGAUGAUGUUUUCAGCGAUCUUGAGGAACGAAGUUGGAUGGUUUGACGAAGAGGAGCAUAACUCUAGUCUAGUUGCGGCCCGUCUAGCGACAGACGCAGCAGACGUGAAAUCAGCGAUAGCCGAGCGAAUAUCGGUUAUAUUACAAAACAUGACAUCUCUUCUGACUUCAUUUGUGGUUGCAUUCAUUGUGGAAUGGAGGGUCUCUCUUCUCAUCCUUGGCACUUUCCCUCUUCUUGUUCUGGCCCAUUUUGCUCAGCAACUGUCACUCAAAGGUUUUGCUGGAGACACAGCAAAGGCACAUGCAAAGACUAGCAUGAUUGCAGGAGAAGGAGUGAGCAACAUCCGAACCGUUGCAGCCUUUAACGCCCAAGACAAAAUCCUCUCACUGUUCUCCGCUCAACUCCGUGUCCCACAAAGCCAGAGCCUUCGCCGAAGUCAGUUCUCGGGCAUGCUCUUUGGAAUCUCCCAACUCGCGCUUUACGCAUCCGAAGCUUUAAUCCUAUGGUAUGGUGUCCACCUUGUUUCCAAAGGUCUCUCAACCUUCUCCAAAGUCAUCAAGGUGUUUAUAGUACUAGUCAUCACAGCAAACUCGGUAGCUGAAACCGUUAGCCUCGCCCCAGAGAUCAUCCGGGGUGGGGAAGCCAUCGGGUCGGUAUUCUCGAUCCUCGAUAGAUCAACACGGAUCGACCCGGAUGACCCGGAUGCUGAACCGGUUGAAACUAUCCGAGGCGAGAUCGAACUCCGUCGGGUUGACUUUUCAUACCCUUCGAGACCUGAUGUGUCCGUAUUCAAGGACUUUUGCCUUAGAAUACGGGCCGGCCAGAGCCAGGCUCUAGUGGGAGCCAGUGGCUCUGGGAAAAGCUCGGUUAUCGCAUUAAUCGAGAGAUUCUAUGACCCGACAGCUGGAAAGGUUAUGAUUGAUGGGAAAGAUAUUCGACGUUUAAAUCUAAAGUCUCUCCGGUUGAAAAUCGGGUUAGUCCAACAAGAACCCGCACUCUUUGCUACAAGCAUUAUGGAAAACAUUGCAUACGGGAAAGACGGGGCGACAGAGGCCGAGGUUAUCGCAGCCGCAACCGCAGCAAAUGUGCAUACAUUCGUUAGCGGCUUACCCGACGGAUACAAAACUCCGGUCGGGGAACGAGGAGUUCAGCUUUCGGGUGGACAAAAACAAAGAAUCGCAAUAGCCCGAGCCGUUUUAAAAAACCCAACAAUUCUUUUACUAGAUGAAGCCACUAGCGCGCUAGACGCUGAAUCCGAGUGCGUCCUUCAAGAGGCACUCGAAAGGUUGAUGAGGGGUCGAACCACUGUUCUGGUGGCUCACCGUCUAUCAACCAUCCGAGGGGUUGAUAGUAUUGGUGUGGUCCAAGACGGACGGAUCGUGGAACAGGGUAGCCAUGGUGAGCUUGUAAGCCGACCCGAUGGGGCUUACUCUAGGUUGUUGCAACUACAACAACAUCGUAUAUGAAUAUGAUGGUUAAAGGGUUUGAUUGUUUAGUAAAGGAAGAUAGUAAAUUGUUCAUGUUUUGGUAAUGGUCUCCAAUCUUUGAGUCAUAUGUAUAAGGUUAUCUUUCAUUUGUUUGAUUGAUUGGUUCCAUGUUAACAACCCAACCCUUCCCCCACAUUUUCUAGUUCAAUGUUUGUUAUGUUACAAUUUAUAUUUAAAAUUUGAAGUUUUAAUCCUCCAAA